Messenger RNA from Aspergillus saccharolyticus JOP 1030-1, 804 nucleotides. RefSeq lists its product as uncharacterized. Bases 1 to 804 code for a protein of 267 amino acids. The transcript is spliced from 3 exons. Lineage: Eukaryota; Fungi; Ascomycota; Eurotiomycetes; Eurotiales; Aspergillaceae. The record is from RefSeq and is a predicted model, not a curated record.
AUGCCACUCCUAUCUGUCGACAUUUGCUUUUACCAUCCCGCUCCCUUGACGCGGGUCAAAGAUGGGGGAGUGGGACGUCCUCGUGCGGCGUCAAAACGAGGCAAUUCGACUUCAACUCCCACGCUAGACAUCACGGUGCAUGACUCACCCCCGAGCAGGUCUCUCUCGCCGGAGACGGGCUCCGAGACGAAACAUGGCCAGGACUCGGAGUUCCUGGGCUACCUGUCGGUCUUGAAAGAGACCCCGCGCGGGAUUUCGAGCAAAGCAAAUCGGUCGCUGUACGCCAAAUUCGGGUACAGGCGCACACAGCAUGCCUAUGCGUCCUCGCGGCUGAUCCGUCUGGCCUCUGCGAUCGUUUUUCACCGGGAGCAAAUCGAGUGGAGAUGGUCCUGGCGGGGCACGCCGCCCCUCGACCCCGCCGACGAGGACCUCUUCCUAGACGCUCCGCCCAUAACUGCCGUCCUUGCUCGUCUCGACGACCAGGGCUGGCACCGCGAGAGCAGCUUCAUGCCCGCGACCGUCGUGCGCAUCCGCCACGAGCUGAUGGAAUCCCUGGCCCGGAUCCUGAUCCACUUCGACUACCAAUUCAGCGUGCUGCACCUGCAGCGCAUCCGCUGUAAGACCAACAGCGCCGCCACCGCCGACCUGAUGGCCACCUCCCUACAGGUGCUGUCCAUGAUCAUGGACCUUACUCGAAUGUACCAGUCGCAUGAGAUCCAGCGACAAUUUGCCUGCAUUGUCCGUAUCCCUCCCGAAGCCCUUGCAAAUGGAGUUGACGAAGGUGGUGAGUCGCUUGUUGGAUGA